CCGAUUCUUUGGGACUCGUUGUUCCUCUGCUUUCCUAUGUGCGGCGUCGUCCGUUAUUCCGUUAUGGACUAAAAGCCUCAUAUCUACUCCACCUACACAAACCGGGGCAAGGGAAAAAGCGGUGCAGAGCCUUGCUGCGUCCGGGGGGGGAAAAAAAGGAACAAAAGGGUAAUUCCCAAUCGCCAAAACGAUGAUAUACGGCGUCUCGGAUGCACCCUCGGUGUGAAAACUCAGUAGGAGCGUAAGCUAAUAUCGCAGCUCGGCUACAACAAGCGAGAAGAUGGCGAACGAUUCUCCAGCUAAAAGUCUGGUGGAUAUAGACCUCGCCUCUCUGCGGGACCCCGCUGGGAUUUUUGAGCUGGUCGAGGUGGUGGGCAAUGGCACAUAUGGACAAGUCUACAAGGGUCGGCAUGUCAAAACAGGGCAGUUGGCGGCCAUCAAGGUCAUGGACGUCACAGAGGAUGAAGAGGAAGAAAUCAAGUUGGAGAUUAAUAUGCUGAAGAAAUAUUCUCACCAUCGCAACAUUGCCACCUACUAUGGAGCUUUCAUCAAAAAGAGCCCACCAGGACAUGAUGACCAGCUCUGGUUGGUGAUGGAGUUCUGUGGUGCUGGCUCCAUCACAGACCUGGUGAAGAACACGAAAGGAAACUGGCUGAAGGAAGACUGGAUUGCAUACAUCUCCAGAGAAAUCCUCAGGGGCCUGGCUCAUCUGCACGCCCACCAUGUCAUCCACAGAGAUAUUAAAGGGCAAAACGUGCUGCUGACUGAAAACGCAGAAGUCAAACUGGUGGAUUUUGGUGUGAGCGCUCAGCUGGACCGCACCGUGGGACGCAGGAAUACCUUCAUUGGCACGCCAUACUGGAUGGCACCCGAGGUCAUCGCCUGCGACGAAAACCCUGACGCUACCUACGACUACCGGAGCGACUUGUGGUCCUGUGGUAUCACGGCUAUAGAGAUGGCUGAAGGAGCACCGCCGCUGUGUGACAUGCACCCGAUGCGAGCGCUCUUCCUCAUUCCCAGAAACCCUCCACCUAGGCUCAAGUCCAAGAAAUGGUCCAAGAAGUUCUUUAACUUUAUUGAAAGCUGUCUGGUGAAGAACUACACUCAGAGGCCGACCACGGAGCAGCUGCUGAAGCACCCGUUCAUCCGAGACCAGCCGAACGAGAGACAAGUGCGCAUCCAGCUCAAAGAUCACAUCGACCGCACCCGCAAGAAGAGGGGAGAGAAGGACGAAACUGAGUAUGAAUACAGUGGCAGUGAGGAAGAGGAGGAGGAAGCUCCGGAACAGGAGGGAGAACCAAGCUCCAUUGUGAAUGUGCCGGGUGAGUCGACCCUGCGGCGGGACUUUAUUCGUCUGCAGCAGGAGAACAAGGAACGCUCGGAGGCGUUGAGGAGGCAGCAGCUCCUGCAGGAACAGCAACUUCGUGAGCAGGAGGAGUACAAACGCCAACUGCUGGCCGAGCGCCAGAAACGUAUCGAGCAGCAGAAGGAGCAACGGAGGAGGCUUGAGGAGCAACAGAGGCGUGAGCGAGAGAUGAGGAGGCAGCAGGAGAGAGAGCAGCGGCGACGCGAGCAGGAAGAGAAGAGACGUCUAGAGGAGAUCGAACGCAGGCGCAAGGAAGAGGAAGAGCGCAGGAGAGCCGAGGAGGAAAAAAGGAGAGCAGACCGUGAACAGGAGUACAUCAGGCGGCAGCUGGAAGAGGAGCAGAGACAUCUGGAAAUUCUACAGCAGCAGCUUCUGCAUGAACAGGCCAUGCUACUGGAGUUUAAGUGGAGGGAGCUGGAGGAGCAGAGACAGGCCGAGAGACUCCAGAGACAGUUACAGCAGGAGCAGGCAUAUCUGCUUUCCCUCCAACAGGCUAAAAGUCUCCAACAGCAGCCUCAAGCACAGCCCCCAGCUGCAGACAAGAACAAAAACCCCACACAGCCCCCAUCCUCAGCUCAAAGGAGCAAAAUUCCCCAGCAGCAGCAGCCUUUAUCUGAAAAGAGCAGAAAAGCUCCAGUGGAGCAGCACCAGGACAAGAGCAAGAACCAGCCACUGACCAGCCAGGAAAAGUCCAGAAUCCCGCAGUUGCAACAGUCGGCUGUGGAAAGGACCAAAACCCCGCCGUCCACGCAGGAUAGGAGCAGGAUUCCCCAGCCACAGCAGAGCGCACAGGAAAAAAAACAAAUCCCUCAGCCUCAGCAAGUUCCCACAGAGAAGAAUCCUCUCACUCAAGACCAAACACGGAGGAGCUCGAUCCCCCAGGCUGUUCCGCCUGCCCAGGAGCAGGGCCGGGCCAAUCAGACACUCCCGUCAGAAUCCCAGUGCUCCGCCCCUGACUCGGAGCCAAUCAGAGAGGCAGAUGAGCGGCACCGCAGGAACGCACAAGGCUCGCCACAGGCCGCAGGGGCUCAGAAGCAGCCCCCCGCCGUAGGGCCUCAGAAGCAACCCCCCGCCGUCCCACCGCGCGCUGAAACCUUUUCCAAUGGCAGCGCCUCCGAGUCGGCCCAGCCUGCCCUGCACCGCCCCAUGGAACCUCAGGUGCAGUGGUCCCAGGUAGCCGCUCUAAAGAGCAGCUCAGCCGCUCCUCCCUCCAUCUCCCGCACGCACUCGUUCAGUGAGUCCGCUCCCUCACUCGCUCACGUUCGCGCCCAGCAGCACCCACCAUGCCCCGAGCCGCCGCCCCACACGCACGAGGAGCCUCCCCGGGUUCCGGUAAGAACAACCUCCAGGUCACCAGUACUCUCUCGCCGUGACGCCCCUCACCAAGGCGGCGCACCACAGAGCAACCUGCCAGCUCAGAAGAAUGUCGGAAGUAACGCUGAUCCGCGAUUGCUCUGGGAGCGGGUAGAGAGGAUGGCUCCCAGACCCAGCAGCAGCUCAUCAGGGUCUAGUUCCACAUCCAGCAACUCCAACACUGGGUCAGGAGAGAGAUUCAGACCACGCACCUCUUCUAAGUCCGAGGGCUCUCAACAGUGGCCGGAGCACGCGGUGAAAAAAGCAGAGGAGAAGAAGGAUGUAGCUCGGCUUGGGCGUCCGGCGGAUUUGACAGCACUGGCCAAAGAGUUGCGUGCUGUGGAGGAUGUGAGACCACCACACAAGGUCACCGAUUACUCUUCCUCUAGCGAUGACUCGGGAACCACCGACGAUGAGGAUGAUGAAGAGGUGGAUCAGGAGGCAGGAGAGGAGUCUACCUCAGGCCCGGAGGACUCGCGUGGAGGACUAAGCAACGGUGAGACGGAGUCCGUGAAGACGAUGGUUGUCCAUGAAGAUGAUGAUGCCUCCUCCACCCCGUGCAAAGACAGCACUCUAGUUGUGCGACAGAGCGCAGGUGAUGUAAAAAAGCACCCAGUGCCCACAUCGGCCUCGAGCUUUAGUGACCGGAAUGGCUAUUCGGGCCGAAUUCACCUCUUGCCCGACCUGCUCCAGCAGAGUCAGCCCUCGCCCCCAUCUUCCUGCCCUUCCACCCCCUCCUCCACGUCCUCAUGCCACAGCAGUCCUGCCCUGUCCCCUCUUGCUACCCCGGACAGGCUGCCCUGCCCUAUGGAGUCACAGUCCGCCACAAUGCAGAAGCACAAGUCCUCCUCCUCCUUCACUCCUUUCAUUGACCCGCGCCUGCUCCAAGUCUCUCCGUCAACCGGCAGCGCUCUCAACAACGUGGGUUACGGGAAUGACGCAAGGCUGCAGGAGGCGCUGAGGCAGGAUGCGUCACGCAAGGGCUCCGUGGUGAACGUGAACCCGGUUAACACUCGGCCACAGAGUGACACGCCGGAGAUCCGCAAAUACAAGAAGAGGUUCAACUCCGAGAUCCUGUGUGCUGCUCUGUGGGGUGUGAAUCUGCUGGUCGGGACAGAGAGUGGUCUGAUGCUGCUUGAUCGUAGCGGUCAGGGGAAGGUCUAUCCCCUCAUCAACCGCAGGCGCUUUCAGCAAAUGGAUGUCCUGGAGGGAUUAAACGUGUUGGUGACCAUAUCAGGGAAAAAGAAUAAGUUGCGGGUGUAUUACUUGUCCUGGCUGAGGAACAAGAUUCUCCACAAUGACCCGGAGGUGGAGAAGAAGCAGGGGUGGACCACCGUAGGGGAUCUGGAGGGGUGUGUCCACUACAAAGUCGUGAAAUAUGAAAGGAUCAAGUUCCUGGUCCUUGCACUGAAGAACUCUGUGGAGGUGUACGCCUGGGCUCCGAAGCCCUACCACAAGUUUAUGGCUUUCAAGUCAUUUGGUGACCUGGUACACAAGCCCCUCCUGGUGGACCUGACGGUAGAGGAAGGUCAGAGGUUAAAGGUCAUCUACGGGUCGUUCUCAGGGUUCCAUGCCGUGGACGUGGACUCGGGAGCUGUGUAUGACAUCUACCUGCCCACUCAUAUCCAGACCAGUAUUCAGUCGCAUGCCAUAAUCAUUCUGCCAAACACAGAUGGCAUCGAGCUCCUUGUGUGUUACGAGGACGAGGGCGUGUACGUCAACACCUAUGGCCGCAUCACGAAGGACGUAGUGCUACAGUGGGGAGAGAUGCCCACCUCUGUGGCAUACAUUCGCUCCAACCAGAUCAUGGGCUGGGGAGAAAAGGCCAUCGAGAUUCGCUCUGUAGAGACCGGCCACCUGGAUGGAGUUUUCAUGCAUAAGAGAGCUCAGAGGCUGAAGUUCCUGUGUGAACGCAAUGACAAGGUUUUCUUUGCGUCAGUGCGUUCCGGAGGUUCCAGCCAGGUCUACUUCAUGACACUAGGACGCACGUCCUUACUCAGCUGGUAAACAGUCCCUCUCAGCCUGGAAUGACAAAUCCCUUUUUACAUGAUGACAGCGUUGGGAAAAAAACCUACAACCACCACACACCUAAAGUACAACCAGAGAUCCUCAGUGUGAUGAGCAGAAACCACAUUAAGAUAAACGACUCUCACCUGCUGUCGUGAACCAGACUGAGAAGCUGUAUAGAAAUUUCAAUUUAGAUGAAGGAGAAAAAAAAAAAGGAAAAAAAAAGCGUGUGUAAGAGAGAAGGUCUAAGGCGAGAGGCUUGAUCUUACAGUAUUAUUGCUAGCCUGUGUAAAUGUUUUCUUUCUGUAGAAAUCUCUGAUUGACCGAGUGGUAGAGUAUGGGCGGACGCCGUAUAACUGCUAGGGAAUACGUGAGAGUUUCAGGGUGGAAGGAGAAAUGCAGCUUGUGUGAGUGUUUUAUUCAGUAGGUUCUGAGAAAGUAAAGUGUAUUCACAUUAUGGACAGGUAGGUGCGUGAUGCGUCUAGGACGGAGAUGGACCAUGAAAGAAUAUUUUAAUGCUAUUAUUAUUAUUAUUAUUAUUAUUAUUAUUAGUAUCAUUAUUAUUAUUAUUAUUACUAUUCACUAAAUAUGUGGAUUCUUGUAAUCUUCUACCUGUGAUUUCAAGGCUCGCACGUUCUCACUAUUCCCAAUAAUAUAUGUAUUUUUUUUUCUUUUUCAUUUCACUGAAGCCCAAGUUGCCACCCUAAUUGUUUCUAAAAGACCAGAGAGAGCAACAAGCAUGGAUUUUUGCAUAUUAAUUAGUGGCCCCGCCCCUUCCCUCUCACCUGACAGUUGAGCGUAGGAUCUCUGUCUCGCCUCUAGUUCGAGUUUUAGAGACUGUCUGAAACGAUGUACCUGCUGUGAAUACGUGAAGGUAGUAGAGAUGUGUCAGCUCAGUGGUGUGUGAGCACGUGUCAGAUAAACCUAAAUAUUCAGACCUCCCAAGAUGUUGAAUUGAAGCAUAUCUGACACUGAAAGGUUCUAGUCCUUGAUUAGGUGGAUGACAUUUCGUUUCUUUUGCCCCCCAACUUUUGAUUUUAGGAUUCCCCCCCCCCCCCCCCACACCCCCCAAUAUAUACGAUGCACUAAGUGGGAAUGUAGUGUGAAAAUACUGUUCUUGUGCUUAAAAUUGAAAGGCAUGUGUCCCCGCUGUUUUAUUUUCUUCCUUUUACAAUGUUGAACAGAGUAACAAUAACAAACUGAGCCUGUCUGAGUCUAUUGUGCGUGACUUUGGAGUUGUUUGCCGUCGUACGCGGUCGUUUCUGUCCAGCAUCGUCUCUUCUCGACACGAAGAGUGCUCCGUUUCAGUAAAAUCCAGACUGUAAGGGUUUGAGUUUCACCUGUACGUCCUCAGUGUUCCAUACAUUCAGCAUGAUUGGUGUGGUUUUCUCCGUCUUCUCCGUGGGUUCCUGUCAGGUGACCUGCCGCUUGUUGAUAUUAAAUGUGUUCCUUUAGAGCGUAACACACACACGGUGUUAUGUUACUGAAGGCAUGUCACCUGUACGGCUCGGUGUGACUCUGAGGAGAGCAAUAGCAAUCUCUCUCACUCACACACACACACACACACACACACACACACAAAACCCAAUACUGUCCUGUUUCAUUGCUCUUCUCUCUGUAGACCUCUUUCACAUCGACCCUAAGUUUAAGGCUUUAUAAUUUUCCAACAGUUUAUCCGUUCUUAAAAACAACACAACUGCUGUUACUCCACGUGGCAAACACUAAUAUGUGGUUUAUAUGUUUUUCUUUGUGCUUUGCGUUUCAGUCCUUCAGUUUGGACACAGAUCUUUAGCAGUUAGCAGUUUUCUUUGCGUGUGUGUGUGCUGUAUUUACUUAAUGAAGGCUAACCCUGUGGGUUUUCUUGGGUCCAUCAUCACAAACAUUUUUUUCAUAUUUACCUCGUCUUUUCCCGUCAGUUUUACAAUUAUGCUCCCACACACACACACACACACACACACACACACACACACACACUCCAUUCACCACCAUAUUUUUUUUGUUAGGUGCUUUCAUUUCAUUUGAUCGUUUGUAUAAUUUUAUUUAAAGCUAAUAAGUAUUAAUUAUUGUUCAGGUUGUUUAGAUUUCCUUUCAGCUUCAUGCGAAAAGAUUUACUGCUUGUGGUGUUUGCAUAAGAAACUAAAAUCAAUUGUGCUAUAGUGACAAAAUGGAGAAACUUAAGAACUGAUGUUAAGGAACCACUACAUGAAAUGCAAACGUUUUCUGUUGUUGUUGUUUUCUGUUUUUAAGAGCGUUGAGUGCUCCGGUUCUAGAUAUAGUUAAGAAGCUUAACUAUAGACGUUUUUUUUUCUUCAUUUUCUCUAACGUUAUUUUCAUUCUCUGCAGCCGUACAGCGAUUAUAGUGCAGUCGUAAUCUAGUGCUCACUUAAUAUAAUGUUCACCUGUUGAGGAAAAUGUUUACAGAGGCAAAGUUGAGCUACACUAAUUUUAAUUUUAUUUAUGUUUUCUCUUACAGAACUCUUAGCUUUUUUUUUUUUGCUUUUUUUUUUGUAUUGACUUAUUUUGUCUGUAUUUCUCUUCUCAGUUGUUUAAGGCUAAUAACUCAGACAGAUAUGAAUAAUGACGUUUCAGAAACGUUCCCGGCUGAUCUGGAUGUCUGUGUUUCAGUCGUGGCACUGUAUCGUUCGUCCUCUCUGUGUGUGGCAGGAAGUCUUGUAUUUUCCUGAUGGUCCUUUGUUUUUUCUUUGAAAAUAAACUCCUAAGGUAAUUUAAGGAAAUUUGUGUGAUUUUUACUUCUUUUUUUUUUUCCCCUCUCAAGGUGUUUAAUGCUUUAGUUGUCAUGUUGAAGGUGAUGUACUGAGUGUUUGAACAUUUUACUGGGGACAUCAUUGGCUUCGUCUUUAUUAUUUUGAGACAAGUCCCUACCCUGUACGAACAGGACUUAGUAAUGGAAUAUCCAAAUGUCCACAGCAGAAUUCAGACACUGUAAAAGAUCUGCCGAGUACCAAUGACUUCUAAAGUAAAAUAAUCUAAUUUGAUAAUGUAUUUAUUUACAACUAAGAUGAAUCAGUUUGUUAUAUAUGUUUGAGAAAUCCGCAUUGAAAUCUGUCAGAAGAUGCAGAAUACACGCGAUAGUGGUUCCUCCGUGUUAAUGUUCUUCCUGAGGGCCGUCAGUAAGGACACACUUUUGGACUUGACAACUGAACGACAUUAUCUCAUUAUAUGAGAAAUAUCAUUUGCCAAAAUUGUGCUCAUUUGUUGUGGAAUAAAACCAGCUCUUUGUCGUGGAGUCGCAUCUGUCAGACUCGCAUCUUUGCAUCAAUGGCAAGUUCUAAUGUUUUAUAAAAUCCCAUUGAGUUAAACUCGACUCCGUUUCCUGAGUGUCUAAAAGCGGCUCUGCUGUCCUCUGAUUUAAUUAAUAUAAAUUAAAAAUAGUGAGUUGGUAAGAAACUUUUUUCUUAGAUUUUUGCUUUGCUCUUAAAUAAAAUAAAAAAUGCAGCCAAUUAUAAAAUUGUACCAGUUUAUAUUGAAAAUAUUUUAUCGACUUAAUACUUUAUGGUUGAAAAUUAAGUAAAUCUACUGGCCGUUUCAGACACGAGAUGGAAUGCUGACUGUUCUUAUUGAUGACAUUUUUUUUUUUAAAAAUGCAUGUUUCCUUGACAACAAAGAAUGAACACUUGUUACUUGUUACCGUCAUUUGUUACACAAUGUCACACGAGUUCCUGGUAUGAGUGUGUGUGAGAAUUUUCAUCUUGAUGACACAAUAAGAGUCACUCGUAUACAGGAUGCCACAAGAAA
Molecule: messenger RNA, 8482 nt
Organism: Ictalurus furcatus (blue catfish)
Lineage: Eukaryota; Metazoa; Chordata; Actinopteri; Siluriformes; Ictaluridae
Product: mitogen-activated protein kinase kinase kinase kinase 4
Exons: 32
Coding region: 281-4726 (1481 amino acids)
Biological process (GO): protein phosphorylation
Molecular function (GO): ATP binding; protein kinase activity
Source: RefSeq, a predicted model, not a curated record